CUUUAGCUAGCCUGCCAAGAAAAUCGCUUAAAAAGAUGGUCUAAAUUUAACUUGACAUACUUGGAAACAGAGUAGAAAUUCAUUUAUACAUUUCAUGUCUGGUAUCUUUCUGUCUGCUGUGGUCAUCUCUGUGUGCGUAUAUUCAGGUCUCCAGUGUGCUUUGUUUUGUUGUGCGAUAGAACUUAAUGUUGCGUUAGGUUUUAUAAACUUAACCCGCAUUCCAUUGUAUAGCAUUGUGUGGGACACCAUAAUAUGCUGAUUGAGUUUCAUUUAUUCUCUAAUAUAUGCUUCAGAUUUAGAAAUUUCAUCAGGGUAGCCCCUACUCAAUCUCUGUUGAACUCUUAUUCGAACUUGAAGUUUAAAUUCAAGUGCUUGUCGUUCAAACAAAUCCAUAUGGAGGAUCAAUCCCCGAAUAGGUUGAAGAGUCAUUCUAGGGGGGCUUUAAUUGUUCUUGAAGGUCUGGACCGAUGCGGGAAGACUUCACAGGCUAGCCGAUUAGUUUCAUUCUUAACAGGGCUGGGACAUGCGGUUGAAAUGUGGAGGUUUCCUGAUAGAACUACUGUUGUUGGGAAGAUGAUCUCUUCUUACCUUUCCAAUAGGUCACACUUGGAUGAUCGUGCAAUUCAUUUACUGUUCAGUGCAAAUCGGUGGGAGAAGAGGUCAUUAAUGGAAGAUAAGCUUAGGUGUGGAACUACUCUCAUUGUUGACCGAUAUUCUUAUUCUGGUGUAGCUUUCUCUUCUGCCAAGGAACUUGAUCUCCUGUGGUGCAAGACUCCAGAGAAGGGUUUGUUAGCUCCAGAUUUGGUGGUUUAUCUUGACAUAUCACCAGAGAAAGCUGCUGAAAGAGGAGGCUACGGAGGCGAGAGAUAUGAGCAGCUUGAGUUUCAAAAGAAAGUUGCUCAGUCUUAUCAUAAGCUUUUUGAUGCCUCUUGGAAGAUAGUAGAUGCCACCCUGCCCAUUGAAGAAAUUGAGGAGCAGCUAAGAGAUGUAGCGCUGGAUUGCUUGAUUACGUGCCAAAAGGGGAAAUCUCUCUCGCAGCUAUGGUCCUGUUAGUUAUAGGUUGUUUUAGGUUCGGGAUAUCCUGAGUAGUUGUGAUAUAUUUACAUCUUUUGCUGUAACUGGAAAUGAAGCCUUGUACUUGCUCUUCAGCUUGAUGCCUUGACUUGCAACAUGAACCGCUAGUUAACCAUUGAGAUGCUGGUCCAGGUGAGAGGGACGGACUGAAUUCAUUAUGCACAGCAGUUUUGAUUGCCAUGGAGGAGGACUCCUAAAGCAGGGUUAGCAAACUGAAUGCCCGGUGGCUUGGCAUUUAGCAGCCGGGAGUAGCGGUUGGUGGUGUUUUAGAUGAACAUGGAUCAAAGCCGGUUAGAAGUAGAAGCAGAGUUGCAGAAAAGAUUCCACCUUCCUGAGAAAAAGUGACAGGCAGCGCAACAGCCAUAAUAAUACUAAUAUGUUGUUGGCAGGAUGAUUAGGGAGUUGUACUUGUACCCCUUUGAGCCAAACCUUCAAGGGAGUGAAUGAAUUUUGUGGAUGUUCUCAUUCACUUCUCUUUCUUGGUCUACCUAAAUGCUUGCUUUUGAAGUUUUGCAAA
Molecule: messenger RNA, 1591 nt
Organism: Coffea eugenioides
Lineage: Eukaryota; Viridiplantae; Streptophyta; Magnoliopsida; Gentianales; Rubiaceae
Product: thymidylate kinase-like
Exons: 5
Coding region: 253-1053 (266 amino acids)
Biological process (GO): dUDP biosynthetic process; dTTP biosynthetic process; dTDP biosynthetic process
Cellular component (GO): mitochondrion; cytoplasm; cytosol
Molecular function (GO): dTMP kinase activity; ATP binding
Source: RefSeq, a predicted model, not a curated record